ACCCUAACUCGGCAACUGUGCAUCGGCCUAUGGCCUCCCCAACUACCAGUCGGCCCAAGUAGUCCAACGCCUCUUGUCGCCGUCUCCUUGUCCCCUCCUCGCCAGUCUCGCCAUGUUUCGCCAGACAGCAGCACGAGUGAGGCAAACAGUCUCGCCUUCGCUCAAGCGCCCCGGCACUCGAGCACAAAGCGGAGCCCACCACGCCUCCCGGCCCAAGCCCAGCCAGCGCCCUUUCUGGAACUCUGGCCGAGCCUUGCUCUUCUCCGCCGUCACCGGCACAACCACGUACUUUUACGGCGUCAACGAUGAGCCCCACCGCAUCCAGAUGCCAUGGCUCAAAUCCACCGGUCCUCAGUAUGCAAACAAGCACGACAUGGAAAAGGCCAUUGCUGAGCUGAGAGAGGUGCUGGGCGAGGAUGCCAUCAGUACCGACGACGACGAUUUGCACAGACACGGCUACUCGGAGUGGUCGUCCAUCAAUAUUGACCAACUGCCAGUCGCCGUCGCCUACCCCAAAUCCACGCAGGAAUGUGCUGCAAUUGCCAAGACCUGCUACAAGUACAGAAUACCCAUGAUUCCCUACUCUGGAGGUUCAAGCCUGGAAGCAAACUUCUCGGCCCCAUACGGAGGCAUGAGCAUUGAUUUUUCCUUCAUGGACCAGAUUGUUGCCUUGCACGAGGACGACAUGGACGUUGUCGUUCAGCCUUCGGUGCCCUGGAUGAGCCUCAACGACCAGAUCAAGGACUCUGGCCUCUUUUUCCCAGUUGACCCUGGCCCAUCGGCUCGAAUUGGAGGCAUGGUAGGCACCAGCUGCAGCGGCACUAAUGCUGUGCGAUAUGGCACCAUGAAGGACUGGGUCAUCAAUCUGACGGUUGUGCUCGCUGAUGGCACAGUCAUCAAGACCAGACAGCGACCCCGGAAAUCAUCGGCCGGCUACAAUUUGACGAACCUGUUCAUCGGGUCAGAAGGCACACUCGGAAUCGUAACCGAGAUAACGCUCAAGUUGGCCGUGAUUCCUCAAGAGACGAGCGUUGCAGUCGUCACCUUUCCCACUAUACGCGAUGCCGCCGCCGCAGCCUCAAAAGUACUGCGGGCCGGGGUCCCAGUGGCCGCCAUGGAGAUUAUGGACGACGUGCAAAUGGGCGUCAUCAACAAAGCCGGGUCGACCAACAAGAAAUGGAAAGAGCUGCCAACCAUGUUCUUCAAAUUUUCGGGAACCAAAGCAGGGGUCAAAGAGAAUAUUGAGCUCGUAAAGGCGAUUGCAAAGGCCAACAAGAGCGGCGAUUUUGAAUUUGCCGUCAAUGCCGAGGAGCAGAAAAUCCUGUGGUCGGCGCGCAAGGAGUCGUUGUGGAGCAUGCUGGCGCUCCGUCGCGAAGGUGACGAGGUUUGGUCGACCGACGUCGCAGUCCCCAUUUCCCGCCUCCCCGACAUUAUUGAAAUUUCCAAAAAGGAAAUGGACGACCUCGGCCUUUUUGCCAGUAUCCUAGGCCACAUUGGCGACGGAAACUUCCACGAAAGCAUCAUGUAUAACAGCAAGGACCCCAAAGAGCGCGCCGCCGUCGAAAAGUGCGUUCAUGACAUGGUUGAUCGUGCACUCGAAAUGGAGGGCACUUGUACCGGCGAGCACGGCAUUGGACUGGGCAAGAAGGCAUCACUGCAAAAGGAGCUUGGUAUCGAUACUAUCAACGUCAUGAGGAGUAUCAAGGGCGCCCUGGAUCCUUACUGGCUCAUGAACCCGGGCAAGAUUAUGGAUGCCCAGGCAAGCCCGUAGCACGCUCCGGCUUCCUCUCUUCUUUCUUUUUUUUUUCUUCCGUUGACGAGCAAGUACAAAUGCAUUUGGGGGUAUAUCUGACGUUCUGCACUGCAUCUUGGAGGGGUAGGAAUGGAUUUUGUAUGCAUGUUGGUUGUAAUAUGGGUACCCAAAAGUUGACGCACAUUAGUUUGGA
Exserohilum turcica Et28A is the source of this 1946-nucleotide messenger RNA. RefSeq lists its product as uncharacterized. The record is from RefSeq and is a predicted model, not a curated record. Lineage: Eukaryota; Fungi; Ascomycota; Dothideomycetes; Pleosporales; Pleosporaceae. Gene Ontology annotation, cellular component: mitochondrion. Gene Ontology annotation, biological process: lactate catabolic process. Bases 113 to 1771 code for a protein of 552 amino acids. Gene Ontology annotation, molecular function: D-lactate dehydrogenase (NAD+) activity; FAD binding; D-lactate dehydrogenase (cytochrome) activity. The transcript has 10 exons.